Lagopus leucura (white-tailed ptarmigan) is the source of this 457-nucleotide messenger RNA. Its product is annotated as mitogen-activated protein kinase kinase kinase 12-like. Lineage: Eukaryota; Metazoa; Chordata; Aves; Galliformes; Phasianidae. The record is from RefSeq and is a predicted model, not a curated record. The transcript is spliced from 3 exons. Gene Ontology annotation, molecular function: JUN kinase kinase kinase activity; ATP binding. The annotation marks the transcript as partial. Gene Ontology annotation, biological process: protein phosphorylation.
AUGCAGCGCCGUGGAUGUGGCAUGGGGGCAUGGCGUGGCACGGACACGGCGCGGACAUGGAGAGUGUUGUGGACGUGGGCACGGACACGGCAUGGUCAGAGCGUGGGGGUGUGUGCACCCAGGCGCCCUGCUACUGCAUCAUCAUGGAGUUCUGCGCCCAAGGCCAGCUGUACGAGGUGCUGCGGGCCGGGCGCAAGGUCACCCCUUCGCUCCUGGUGGAUUGGUCCAUGGGCAUCGCCGGCGGCAUGAACUACCUGCACCUCCACAAGAUCAUCCACCGCGACCUCAAGUCACCCAACAUGCUCAUCACCUACGACGACGUGGUGAAGAUCUCGGAUUUCGGCACCUCCAAGGAGCUCAUUGACAAGAGCACCAAGAUGUCCUUUGCUGGCACGGUGGCCUGGAUGGCACCUGAGGUGAUCCGCAAUGAGCCCGUCUCUGAGAAGGUCGACAUCUG